AUGGAUCUGUGCACCUUGCGAAACGUGGAUACCGUAUUGAUAACGAACGGUCGAUUGUACAUCUCGCACGAACGAUACAUGUGGUCAAUCGAUAUAGACGGGAAAACGUACAAGAAACCCUUGCUAUUGACGGACUACAUGAAAUUUCUUCCUAAGAAUUUCACGCGUCUGACGGCCGCGUAUCAGACGCCCUCGGGCAAUAUCAUGCUGUUCGCGAGCAAUAUGAGCUACAUGAUCACUUAUCCGCGUCUAACGCUAGUUUCAACUUGGCCAAGAUCUUACACAGAUCUCAGAAUUCCCGAUACCGCCAGGAAGGUCAACGCCGUGCUGAACACGAACGAAAGACGAACCUUCGUUAUAUACGACGAUAAUGUUGUGGGCGAGAUAGACGAUUGUUCGAUGAAUAUCGUUAAGUACUACCACAUCGACAUGAUAUUUCCGGGAAUACCUCACAGCGUAUCGUCGGCCUUUCGAUACAUAGACGGUAAUCUGUACUUUAUCAGUAAAAACCGAUUCUACAGAUUCAACAAAUUUACGAAAACCGUAACGGUAUCCGGCAAAUUUGAUCUUAGGAUCUUCGGUAUUACCUGCCCGAGACAGGGACUGAUGAUGCAACUGCGAGAUCUAUUGAGUCGAUUCGUUCGAAUUGACGCGAGGGAGACGUCGAAUAGAGAAGAGGAAGAAUAG
Molecule: messenger RNA, 687 nt
Organism: Temnothorax curvispinosus
Lineage: Eukaryota; Metazoa; Arthropoda; Insecta; Hymenoptera; Formicidae
Product: matrix metalloproteinase-2-like
Exons: 1
Coding region: 1-687 (228 amino acids)
Source: RefSeq, a predicted model, not a curated record